Meloidogyne enterolobii is the source of this 354-nucleotide messenger RNA. The record is from the annotation of a GenBank genome assembly. NCBI's taxonomy places the organism in Eukaryota, Metazoa, Nematoda, Chromadorea, Rhabditida, Meloidogynidae.
AUGGGAAAGCCUAAAGGUAUUCGAACGGCUAGAAAGCUAAAAAAGCAUCGUCAGGAGCAACGUUGGAACGACAAGCGCUACAAGAAGACUAAUUUGGGUACACGUUGGAAGGCAGAUCCUUUUGGAGGUGCUUGUAUGGCAAAGGGUAUUGUUCUUGAAAAAAUUGGUGUUGAGGCAAAACAACCUAACUCAGCUAUUCGCAAAUGUGAAAACGAUGAAGUUCUUGUCUCUGGUUUCGGUCGAAGUGGACACGCAGUUGGUGACAUUCCUGGAGUUCGUUUCAAGGUUGUAAAGGUAGCAAAUACUUCUUUGCUUGCGCUCUUCCGAGGAAAGAAGGAACGUCCACGUUCUUAA